AUGUCUGAGCAACACGGGCACAAUAUUCACCGCGGCGGAGCGUGCAACAACUGCAGACGCAGAAAGAUACGCUGUGAUGGCCUUCGACCAGUAUGUGGACAGUGCCAUAAUCGGCCACCGCGCUCUGGACAUCCUUGUCUUUAUGAGCAAGAGACAUCUCCCGCCUACCAAACCUCUGCGGAGAUGCAACGAACUAUCGGUCGUUUGCGAGCAAAAAUUGAUGAGCUCGAGAAGUCGAACGGGCUUCCGCAAGACGUUCUGUUGCGACAACCCUACGCUCCAUCUGCAAGCCCUGUUCCUGAACCACCGUCAAAUAUCCGAAACUCCUAUAUCAACACCUUCCUGAACAGAUUUGCCAGCAGCGCUUAUUUCUUUCUGGAUGCGCACCACUUUGCUCAAGGCGCCAAUCAAUCCCCUGGCCAUCCUCAUCGCCCCUCAAGUGCCUUGCUCAGCUGCGUUUAUCUUUGGGCUUCGGUGCUAUCCAAUUCAUCUCCCCCCUCCUCGGUGACAUCCUUCACGACCGAUGGGCCAGACGCCGAUACUUUUCUUUUGGCAACUCUAGAACAGCUUCCCGGUGCCAUCAAUCGCCUGUCGUCCGCCCCUCCGGGCUCACAAUUACGUCUGCUCCUCGAAACCAUACAAACCGAGGUGUUAUUGUCGUUCUACUACCUCCACGAAAGUCUCUCUGUCCAGGGACGGUAUCACGCGGGUGCAGCUGCAUCCCUUGCAAUUGGAGCUGGCUUCAAUAAACUGGGUGGUCGCGGUCAUGGCCCUCCAUCCGGAUCUGGCGGACCGCCAUUUAUUUUCGCGCAGCCAACGCAGCUUGGCGGAAGUCCCGCGAUGGAAGGCGCAAGUAUCGCUGCUUUCUGGGCCACGGUCAUCAUAAACAAUGUCUGGGCCGCUGCUCAAGGCGGGCCUGCGCCGAUUUCGUCUUACGGAACAGAAGUGGAUGCGCCAUGGCCAGGUGGACAGCAGGGAGGCUCGACAAUCAAGCGAUUUCUGAACGGACAAGACGUUGACGGGCAUUCUCCGAUUGCCCUGUUGGCAAAAGCGUCGACAUUGGUCGAGCGUAUUGCUGCACUUACCAGUGGCGGUCAAGUCGAUAGCCAGACUUAUACCACCCUUGAUCAGCGGCUCCACGCAUUCCAAGCUGCCCUUCCGCACCCACAAGGGUCAGAGGAGAGCAUCCGCAUCACCCAUCUGUUGGCUGACCUCGCCAUCAUCCGCUUACAUUUGCCACACGCGCAAGGCCAUGCGGGCGUUCGAGGAGCACGACAGAAGGCAAUGGCAGCGGCUGACCGAAUUGCGCUGCUUGCGAGGGAAAUUGCGGGCCUCGGAGAGACAACAGUUGACCCCGUUCUUGGCCCUGCCUGCUCCGCUGCCCACUCAGCCUGUACCCUCGAAAUGAGCGCACUCCGCGCUGGCCCACCAACUAUGGCACAGCAAUAUCAUGCCGUCGAGCAGAGAGUCGAGGGACUGGUCCGGCUUAUGACGCGAUUAGCCGAUAUAAGCCCCAUCAUGCGUCAAUGUCUCGGUUCGGUAAUGACACAAACUGGCCAUGGUCAUCCACCAGGGUAUCGAUGA
Molecule: messenger RNA, 1584 nt
Organism: Mycena indigotica
Lineage: Eukaryota; Fungi; Basidiomycota; Agaricomycetes; Agaricales; Mycenaceae
Product: Zn(2)-C6 fungal-type domain-containing protein
Exons: 9
Coding region: 1-1584 (527 amino acids)
Biological process (GO): regulation of DNA-templated transcription
Cellular component (GO): nucleus
Molecular function (GO): DNA-binding transcription factor activity, RNA polymerase II-specific; zinc ion binding
Source: RefSeq, a predicted model, not a curated record